AGGACGACAAAUGCCUAUUUUUUUCGCCCAAUCUAAAAAAAGUCCAGCGCUGGCCUUGGAUGUGGAUGUUACGUGGAUUGUACGCCAUGGGUAGACGUUGGUUCCAGUGUUUAUUUUACGAAUGGCGGUGUUGAAUGACAUGCGCAAGGUGCAGUAUACUAGAUCUUCUAAGGAUUGUUGCAAUAGCUGGUAUUACGAUUCCCUAGUGUUUGAAAAAAUGAGAAUCUUACGGUAUUUCUAUUUUUUUUUAAAGAAAAUCUAUUCCCAGGAACACCAUUGAUUUUUUUUAUUUUUCAUUUCUAUUUUAGUACAAAUAACAUAUCGGGCUUUGCCGAAAAUAUAGAUUCCUCCUCACUUCAGUACUGUAAGAUCAAUCCAAGCCUUGUGAUUCAUUAUAACAGUAUUAGAUGUAACAUUUUCAAGGUAAAUUGUAAACAGAUUUUUUUUUGCUUGUUGAAAAUAUAAAUAGUUUAAGUUUUUAUAGUCCACAUAAGUUUGUAUUCAAUAGAUUAACGUCUAAAUGGUGUCUCAUAGAUUUAUUGAUUUUUUUUCUGUCUUGCUUGGGUGUUGAUCGAUUGAUCUGUGAAAAUUGCAACACCGAUGACAACAUUAAAAAAAAACUCUCGACGUGUCUCUGAAUAUUGACAGCGACUUUAAGUGAAGAGUGUGCUAGAGGGUGGUAAGAAUAUUAAAGCAACCACCCCAACCAAACACACAGACCUAACCAACCAAACAAACCAACCCAACCAAGCCAACCAUCCUAACCAGCCCAACUAACCCAACAAACCUAACCAUUGUAACCAAACCAACCACCCUAACCAGCCCAAUCAAACGAACCAUCCUAACCAGCCCAACCAAACCAACCACCCUAACCAGCCCAACCAAACCAACCAUCCUAACCAGCCCAACCAAACCAACCAUCCUAACCAGCCCAACCAAACCAACCAUCCUAACCAGCCUAACCAAACCAACCAUCCUAACCAAACCAACCAUCCUACCCUGCCUAAUCAAACCAACCAUCCUAACCAGCCCAACCAAACCAACCAACCCUAACCAACCCAACCAAACCAACCAUCCUAACCAGCCCAACCAAACCAACCAUCGUAACCAGCCCAACCAAACCAACCAUCCUAACCAGCCCAACCAAACCAACCAUCCUAACCAGCCCAACCAAACCAACCAUCCUAACCAGCCUAACCAAACCAACCAUCCUACCCUGCCUAAUCAAAACAACCAUCCUAACCAGCCCAACCAAACCAACCACCCUAACCAGCCCAACCAAACCAACCAUCCUAACCAGCCCAACCAAACCAACAACCCUAACCAGCCUAAUCAAUAAUUAAACCAACCGUCCUACCCUGCCUAAUCAAACCAACCAUCCUAACCAGCCCAACCAAACCAACCAACCCUAACCAACCCAACCAAACCAACCAUCCUAACCAGCCCAACCAAACCAACCAUCCUAACCAGCCCAACCAAACCAACCACCCCAACCAACUCAACCCAACUAACCAACCCAACCAACCCAACAAGCCAAAACAUCCCAACCAACCCAACCACGUUAUCAGCUUAACCAACCCCUGCACCGUAACCAACCGAACCAACCACCAUAACCAGCCAAGCCAGCCCAACCAGCCAAAACACCUCAACCAACACAACCAGUGGAACCACCUUAACCAGCCCCAAAAAUGAAUGUUUUGUUUAAGAAAUUCCUGGAAAUGUUUAGCUACGUGGAUUGUUUUUUUAAAAAAUCUUAUUUAACCACGUAUGUUCAUUUGUCAAAUUACUUUAUAGUUAUUUCAAUGUUUUGUUCUUAUACUGUUGAAGGCAUGUGCCGAAAAGUCUUUUUUGUGUAUUUUGUAAAAAAUAUUAUUAAAGCUUGACAUAUAUUGUUAUUUUGGCACAUAUUGUUCGUGUCUAUAUCAAUCUUUUUUUUUUUUUUAAAUGUUAUCGCAGUCUAACACUUUUAUCAUUUGUGGAAUGUUGAUUAUUUUUGCACAGGCGCAUGUGAAAACAUGGCUGCGAUAACCUCGGAACCUAAUUCUCCCUUUCAACAACACAACAAAAAAAUUUUGGAUCAAUUAAAACCCGGAGAUCUGCUUAAAUUCAAACGUGGCAUAUAUUACCAUUGGGCAGUCUAUAUUGGUAAGUGGAAAUAUAUAUAUAUGUAUAUAUAUAUUUGCUGUGUAUAAAUAAAUAAAUAUAUAUAUAUAUAUAUAUAUAUAUAUAUAUAUAUAUAUAUACCUAAUAUAUUUAUUUCUUUCAAAUGAAAACCACAAUACCGUUUUAUUAACAGAAAAAAACCAGUGGUUCAAUUGUUUGUGUCCAGCAUAUUGAUGAGAACUCUGAACGAGAUAACAAAUAACCAUGUCUUGCAUAUUUUCUAGUAUAUUAUUUUAAUGAUUAUCGAAUGAUGGUCGAUUUCUGUUUGUUUGUUGUUGUUGUUUUUUUUUUUGUUUUUUGUUUGUUUUUGUAUGACCCAAAAGCAGAGUGCAAUAUCAGAAAUACGUUUUGUGACACCUUAGCUACACAUUAUCUUUAAAAAAAAAUGUGGCCUAAUUAGUGUGUGUGUCAGGGACGACAUAGUUCUUUGCUUUGUUGAUGAUGAGAUUCUUUCCGUGUAGGAUAACGCCCUCUGGAGCAAAUACCUGCGAAUAAAUGUCAUUACGAUAUUCAUUAAAUAUAGGGUUAUUUAUGAUCAAACAUACAAUGUUGAGAAUGCUUACCUUUUUCAUUUAAAAUUGUUUACCUCUAGAUGUUAGCCGAGAGAGAAAGUGUGUACAAGAGAGAGAGAGGGGGGGGAGAAAGAGAUAGAGAGAGAGAAUAAGAGAGAAAGAGCUAGAGAGAGAGAGAAAGAGGGCCAAGGUGAGCAAAAGAGGAGACAUAGUCUUUUUUUUUUUUUUAAACAGGCAGAACUAGCUUUAAAUAAUUGUAGGUGUAAUUGUGUCUAUGCUAAACUUUGUUAUUUGUUCUUUCCUUUUUGUAUUCAAUUUUGUAUAUUUUUUUUCUGUGGAAAGUGAGAAAGUUUUUUUUUUUUUUAAAUUUAUAAAUAUAAUGACUCCUGCUUGGCUAUAAUUACAGGUAAGGGCAAGGUCAUACAUGUGACUGGCCGAGAUGGCCAAGGCAUGAAACAGAGCAAGGACGGCAGUGAUAUCACAGCUCUGUGCAGCGUGCCCCAGGAUAAGGCCGACGUGAUGGAGGCAGACUUUUGGGAUGUCGCGGGCGAAUCUAAGGCUGAGGUUGGAAACAUGAAGGACGAAGGCUGGUUGUAAGUGCAUGAGACAGACACCUUAACUGAGUCAGCCACACAGGGGUAUUCUUAAUGCUGCUCAUCUCUUAAUGUUUAUGGCAGAUGGUAGAUUUUUAACUCCAUCCAUGCCCCUGGAGCCAGGUCAUGGCAGAUUAGGCAUACGCUUAUCGUAUUACAGAAUACAUGGUAGAGUAGGCAUACACUGGUCAUAUUGAAGAAUACAUGGUAGCGUAGGCGUACACUGGUCGUAUUAAAGAAUACAUGGUAGCGUACGCAUCGUAUUACAGAAGCGUUGAUGGAGUAGGCAUAUACAGGCCGCAUCCCACAAUUUUUUUCAAAACGAUACAUUUAUGACGUCGUUGUCCUAACUGCCGUAGAAACCGUGAACUCCAAAAAUAUAUCGAUUUUCUAAUCUCAUUCCAUCCAUUUACUGAAUCCACCGCACAAGGCUGAGUAACUCUCUGAACAUUACCCGUAACUUAGAAGAAAACGGAUUAUUUACCCUUGCUGUAACAGAAACAAACUGACAGACAUAGUUACUUACCGUAACUCAAAUUACAAGCUCAGAUCAUGCGAAAGGUUCAAAAACUUUUCUUUACUUCUUAAUCUACAUUGGCAUUUCCAUUCAGAUAAAUAUUCAAUUUUUUUUUAGAUAGGCUGAAGAGAUGAUAGCUUUCUCCCACUCCAUAUCUUAUUGUGAGAGUGUCAUUAUCCCAGAAACCAAUCUCCGUAUCAGUACAAUCAGCACAAUCAGUACAAUCAGCAUAAUCAGCACAAUCAGCACAAUCAGUACAAUCACACGAGACGAGGCUUUCAAUCCUCGUUUAAGUUUUAAAAAAAAUAUAUAAGUGUGGAACCAAACUCACCCUAACCUACCGUCCUCACAGUUAUAUUGCCAAACACAAAAAAAAAAACAAACAAAAAAAUACGAAAAAUUUCCUCCUAUACCUUUUUGAUGACGCUGACACUUACAGGGUAUUUCAAUUAUCUCCUCUUUUUGUCUUGAGACUCUCCCCCCCCCCACCCCAAUGCAAUGAAACUAAAAAGAUUGACUUCCUUAUGGAAGGCUUCACCAUGUACUAGUCGAAGUAGGAUCUAUGUCAUUUUUUUUUGGCUGAAGAUGCCGCUUCUGUUAUAUGUGUAAGACAGAAACAUCUUCGAGGUUUCGAACAAACCACCCCAACCUCCCCAAUAAAUCCGGAAUCGUCCUAUUUCAACGUAGGUGAACACAAGGGCCGAUGACAUGAAUCUAAUAAGAAGCUUGCACCAAUACGCCAGCUAGGGUGAACUAUAAAAACAAAUUAAUUCAGAUAUUCGGCACCAUAUCACGGAAUAGAAUCGAUCAAAUACUCACUUACUCUUGAUCCUCUAUUUUCCUCUGUUUAAAAUUUUACAUCAGUAGUAUUUAAAUUCUAUUACCGUGAUUAGUCUACACCACAGCAAAUGAGGUUUUUGUUCUGAACAACUUCACUUCCGUUUCUAACGAUAACAUUGAGCGCUUCCUGUUAAGAACAUUGAGCUACAUUGACUUCAUCAAGAUAUUCGACAAUUGACUGUUCACUAUUUAAACGUACCUUUUAUUUAUUGCAUUGUAUAAAAUGACGGAAACAAGAAUAUGCAUUCAUUAGAAUAUAUACAAGUAUUAUAUGUGUCUAUCACAGUAUAUACUCGCAUCAUAUGUGUCUAUCACAGCAUAUACAGGUAGAAUAUAUGUUAAUCACAUUAUGUAAGCGUUUAAUAUUUGUCUGUCACAUUCCAACCUACUUAUAAUCAUGUUCCAGACAAAAUUAAAUUUUUUACUUAAUUUAACCACCUUUACCCCAAAGGCCACUUGACACAAAAACAAUCUUAGAAAGAGCAAGAAAAAGCCUGGGCCCAGUGCGUUAUCAUCUGCUAGCCGACAACUGUGAACAUUUCGCCAAGUGGUGUCGCUACGACAGAAGUGAAAGUAAACAGGUACGUAAAAAAAACAACAACAAAAACAACAACAUACCAAUCUGUACUUUACCAAAUCUAUUAAUGUUUGAGAUGUUGACAUUGGUGAGUAAAUACUUUUUUAAUACUUUCAAACUUCUUAAAUAGGAAUAUAUUGAAUAGAUUCAUUUCACGUUUAAACAGGAAUUUUUCUUUUAUGGGAUAAAAGUUUCUAAUAAAAUACCUUCAAAAAUCUGAUUAAAAUUUUAUAAAUCAAAUCAUAUGUUAUAAACAUAUCGGCAUUAACAUUAAUAGGCGAGCACUUAAGUUGUUUUUUUUUUAAAAACUUUUUUAUAUUUCUUGUGUUUCUUCAUUCGUCCAGUCUGCUGAGGAAGGCUCUUAGCCGGAACGUUUUUCUUUCAUCAUCCUGUCUUUCUAUUACAAGCAUCUAGAUAUCCUUCUGUGCUAUUUCCUCCACGCGACGAUAAACGUGGUUCUUUAUUUAUUAUCUAUCCUUAUCAACUGGGGCCGUAACUGAAAAAUGUUGAUGACAUUUUCGGGGAAAAAAAGAGUCAAAUAAAAAUAGGAACUGGCGUAAAACUCAAGACUCCAAGAAAAUUGGGUUUUGUGUGUGAGUGUGUGUGUGUGUGUGUGUGUGUUUGCGUAAACCUGUGUUAUUAAUUUUCCAUAACAAAUAAUGUUAUAUUUUACUAUUUUUCUGUUAAUGAAUCAAACCAUUGUUUUCCCCUCCAGGCUGACGUUGCGGUUGCAACACUAAGCAUAGUUGUGAGACUCUUAUCUGGUGUCGAAAUGACAGUGCUGUUGAAAGCACAAAAUCAGAAACAACAUAGUUAAGGAAUUUUCUGAACCACACAAUUAUAGAAUAUAUGACGUAAAAAAAAAAAGACAUUUCAUGCUCUCUGAUUCAUUGCUUGUCGUUGCAGCUGUAGACUUCUUUUUCAGGAUAUUGAAAUAAAAAAAAAAAACAAUAUAAAUAAAAUACUAUGUCUUUUCAAUACACUAUUUUU
Messenger RNA from Lymnaea stagnalis (great pond snail), 6192 nucleotides. The record is from the annotation of a GenBank genome assembly. NCBI's taxonomy places the organism in Eukaryota, Metazoa, Mollusca, Gastropoda, Lymnaeidae.